This is a messenger RNA of Scedosporium apiospermum, 1464 nucleotides long. RefSeq lists its product as uncharacterized. The transcript is spliced from 3 exons. The coding region runs from base 1 to 1464 and encodes 487 amino acids. NCBI's taxonomy places the organism in Eukaryota, Fungi, Ascomycota, Sordariomycetes, Microascales, Microascaceae. The record is from RefSeq and is a predicted model, not a curated record.
AUGUUCGGCUUCUUGUUCGGCCAACCCAAACCGCCGCAGCGCGUGUUGACGGAUCAUGUCGUCCCCGUCGGCUUCUUUGACGACACCAUCAUUUUCAGAACGUUUGUUUUGUACACACUCUUCGUGUUCGACGAUGUCCUCGAUGCCCAGAAACUCCAUAACUCUUUGACUCGCGUAGUCAGCCGCCCUGGCUGGAACAAGCUGGGGGCUAGGUUGAGAAGAAAUGAUAAGGGACAACUGGAGCACCACAUUCCAGCGACCUUCUCCCAGGACCGCCCGGCGAUCGGCUUCGACCACGUGGACCUCAGUAACUGGGCCGUAGAGGACCAUCCCGCUGCCUCCCACAUCCCCCGCCCGCCGCGCGAUGGCCGGCCCGCAAUUGUAGGAGACCCUGACGACCUUUCGGAGCUUGUUCAUGGUCCCGAGAUCCCGAAACGUCUGGACGACUAUAUUUACACAGAUCGGCCUCAGCUCGGGCUCCGUGUUGUCUCAUUCAAGAAUGCAACUGUCGUCGUUUUGCACUGGAUACAUCUUGCGUGUGAUGCUACCGCGAAAAGAUCGGUGCUUGAUGCCUGGACAUUGAUGCUUCAGGGGAGGGAGGACGAGAUUCCCGAGCCGCUGGCUGCCGACAAUUAUAUUCUUGAGAAUGUUGGCAAAAAUCCCGCGGAGCCACAUGUGCUUGCCGAUCGCCGCGUCACAACACCGGGUCUCGUUUCGUGGGCGUUCCAGAACGCGUAUGGUUUGGUGAUCCGUCCAAAGGAGCACCGCAUGGUCUGCGUGCCGGCUGCGUACCUCGCAAAGCUGAGAGAAAAGGCUCUGGCAGAACUUGCAUCUCAAGCCGCCGACGCAGGACAGAAGACCGGGCCGUUCUUAAGCGAGGGGGAUGUUCUCGUGGCGUGGACAACACGCCUCGCAAUGGCAAAUCUCCCAAAGGACUCCGAUAGAACAGUUGCAGUCCAACAAGCAUAUCAAUGGCGCCCCGUCUUGACUGAUCUCAUACCCCCCAACACACCCUUCCUCAGCAACUGUGUUGGUUUUCUUGUGACCCUAAUGCCGGCAAAGGAUCUUCUCCAGAAGCCCCUCAGCUACCUAGCCUCGCACAUCCGCCGCUCGAUUGAGGAGCAGGGCUCGCGCGAACAGAUCGAAGCCUACACCUCCAUUAUCCGCAUGGAUUCCAAAAAUAAGGCCCCGCCAUUCUUUGGGGAGAGCUCGAUGCAGUUACUGAUGUUCUCGAACUGGCAGAAGGCAAACAUGUACGGAACUGAUCUCUCAGCGGCAGCUGCCAAGCCGCGGGAUACCCCGUUGUUGCCUUCGUAUGUCCAGAGCAUGCAGGGCCCGUACAACUUCUCCGAUGGCAUUAUCAUCGUGGGAAAGGAUACAGAGGGAAACUAUUGGCUCUCUGGGUAUAGAGUGAAGGGACUUUGGGAGAUGAUGGAGAGGGAAAUGGGGAAGGAGGAGAUCUAA